GAUAAAAAAAAAAAAAAAAAAAAGAACACUUGGUAAGCUGAAACAUAAGCCAUCAAUGGUGGUGCUUGACAUGGCUUCUCACUUGUACAUAAAUCCACCUCAAAACCUUCACUUUCUUCCUUCUUCUUCUUCUUCUUCCCUUAAACCUCACUUAUACCUCUCUUUCAAACGCAUAAACCCACAACCCAAAUCCUCAUCCUCCUCCGUCUUCGUCCCUUGCGCAUCACAGAGCUCCAUUGCCAUUACUUCCAACGAAAGAUGGUCUCUCAAUGGAUUGUCUGCUCUUGUCACCGGCGGCACUCGCGGAAUCGGGCGUGCGAUUGUGGAGGAAUUGGCUGGUCUUGGAGCAAAGGUUCACACUUGCGCUCGAAAUGAGAACGAGCUGGAGAAUUGUUUGAGUGAUUGGAACCGUUAUGGUCUCAGAGUUGCGGGAUCCGUCUGCGAUGUCUCUGAUCAAUCUCAGAGAGAGGAUUUGAUGGAGACUGUAUCAUCUGUCUUUGACGGGAAGCUUCAUAUCCUUGUAAACAAUGUUGGGACGAACAUUAGGAAACCAAUGGUAGAGUUUACGGCUGGAGAAUUUUCGACUCUCAUGUCGACGAAUUUCGAAUCGGUUUUCCAUUUAUGUCAGCUUGCUUAUCCGUUACUUAGAGCAUCUGAGGCUGGCAGUGUUGUAUCCAUCUCUUCUGUUUCUGGUUUUGUCUCACUCAAGAAUAUGUCGGUUCAAUCUGCAACCAAAGGAGCAAUUAAUCAACUUACGAGAAGUCUGGCUUGCGAGUGGGCUAAGGACAAUAUAAGGGUCAAUGCUGUUGCACCAUGGUAUAUCAAAACAUCGAUGGUAGAGCAAGUCCUUAGCAACGAAGACUACCUAGAAGAAGUCUACUCAGUAACUCCUCUUGGUCGGCUUGGCGAACCGAGAGAGGUGUCUUCUGCAGUGGCUUUUUUAUGCCUACCUGCAUCAUCAUAUAUUACAGGGCAGAUUAUUUAUACAAUCUGCGUUGACGGAGGUGCUAUAGUCAACGGUUUCUCCUUCAGGCCUCUGCCUUAAAUCACAUGUAUGCAUGGUACAUAAAUCAUAAUUUCAAUAUCUAGAUCUUCGAGUCGUUUAAAAAUAUCUUGGCGGUCCAAAAGUAGUGGUCAAUAUGUUAUAAAUGUAGUUUGGAUAAGUGGGAUUGAGUCUUUUUUUCGUCUAUGUUUUGUUUCUUGAAGAUUCUUACAUACUUAUGCUUGCGGUGAAUGAGAGUUCAAUAUCUGAAUAAAUUAUCCACUUUGGCCAA
Arabidopsis lyrata subsp. lyrata is the source of this 1274-nucleotide messenger RNA. RefSeq names its product tropinone reductase homolog At2g29260, chloroplastic. Gene Ontology annotation, molecular function: oxidoreductase activity. Bases 56 to 1045 code for a protein of 329 amino acids. The transcript is spliced from 6 exons. The record is from RefSeq and is a predicted model, not a curated record. Lineage: Eukaryota; Viridiplantae; Streptophyta; Magnoliopsida; Brassicales; Brassicaceae.